Durusdinium trenchii is the source of this 498-nucleotide messenger RNA. The record is from the annotation of a GenBank genome assembly. Lineage: Eukaryota; Dinophyceae; Suessiales; Symbiodiniaceae.
AUGCCGCUCCACUGGAAGAUCAUCAACCUAUUCGUGAUCAUCAUCCCCAAGCUGCUUCUUUGGUGGCUUACCGCGCAGUCGGGCACCACCUUCUUAAUGGAGACGUCCGCAAUCGAUAACAUGGUGGUGAACUCCGUGGCCUUGGCCUUCAUUUUGCAGAUUGAUGAGCUCCUGUGCAGUGAGCUCAUGUCGGAGACCACCAAGACGCUGUUGGACAUGGUGCAGGAUUAUGAGCUGCACGGGUACACCGAGGCCGGGGAUGGAGAUGAGGACGACGGGUUUCAUUCCGGCCAGGACUACGAGAAGCACCUGGACGCGGACUGGUCGUGGUACGAGAUCAUGUCCUUGGUGCCCUACAAGCUGGUGGUGGUGCUCCUGUUCACCAUGCUCUUCGUGAGACUGUACUACUGGACCCAUUGUGUCCAGAACGAGGACGGUGGCUACGUGUCGAGGGAGAUGCGGCAUCCACUGACAACGCACUUCAGCUUCUUGUGCUGA